Larimichthys crocea (large yellow croaker) is the source of this 1240-nucleotide messenger RNA. Its product is annotated as centromere protein F-like. Bases 64 to 1053 code for a protein of 329 amino acids. Lineage: Eukaryota; Metazoa; Chordata; Actinopteri; Sciaenidae. Gene Ontology annotation, molecular function: protein binding. The record is from RefSeq and is a predicted model, not a curated record. The transcript is spliced from 6 exons.
UGGAGAAGAUAUAAGACAGACCAACUCAGCCACUGUACCUUUGUUAAGAAAGGUAACUGGACAAUGAGGGUUGGUUUUGGUUUGGUGUUGUUGCUGCUCGGUCAGUGUGGUUUAGGAGCUCAGGGGGAGGGUGGAGGCCUGAGUGACGUGGGUGAAAUCAGGGAGUUUCAGAAGACACAUCCAAGAGAUGCAGUUGAGGAAUCGUCCAAGCAAACCACCCCUGACAUCUGGGAUGAGGUGAGGGCACUGAGAGACAUGAUGGUGGAGCUUAAGGCAGACCUGAAGAACAUGGUGAUCAGACUGAAGGCUAGUGAGAGCCAGGUGAAUGAACUGAAAGCUGAGCUGAUAGUCACCAAGGUGCACGUGGAGCUGCUGCAGAGAGAGAAUUCUGUCCAAACCACAGAACUGAUGUCAUUGGAAACUAGAUUGUCUGCUACAGAGAGCGAAGCAAGUGACCUCCAAAAACAGAAUGCAGACUUGCAAGCCAGACUGAGUAGCAGUGAGAGUGAACUUCUCACCAGCAAGUCCAGGAUUGACCAGCUGGAGAAAGAAAAUGCAGACUUGCAAGCCAGACUGAGUAGCAGUGAGAGUGAACUUCUCACCAGCAAGUCCAGGAUUGACCAGCUGGAGAAAGAAAAUGCAGCGAAACCAAAGGUGGCCUUUUACACAGCUCUGACUAGGGCAGGACGUGUUGGCCCAUACAACAUGGACACGACACUGAAAUAUAGCAUUGUCCACACCAACAUUGGCAAUGCUUACAGUCCAACUUCAGGGUUCUUCACAGCACCAGUCAAAGGGCUCUACUAUCUCCAGUUCACCGUGUCUGAAGUAUUGAGAGGUUAUAUGGGUGUAAAAGUGUACAAGAACAACCAAAGGAUUAUGUAUAAUCAGGAGUUUAACCAUGGCGAUAGCCAUGGGUAUUUCACUAACUCUGUUAUCUUGGAGCUGAUAGCAGGAGAUAUAAUUUACCUGGCUCUUCCAUCAGGCCAGUCUGCCUAUGACAAUGGAAAUAACCACAACACCUUCAGUGGUGCCCUCCUCUUCCCACUGUAAGGAUGUUGUUUUGGCUGCUUUGUCAUUCAUUUGUCACAAACACUGUUCUUACAAUUCUUCUGAUUCUUUAGAAAAUAUUGAUAUAUCUCAGCACCACCAGCUGUAAGACAUUUCUUUCAGAAUGUGACUUCACUCUUGUGUUGUCACAUGAAAACGACAUUCAAAUAAAUCAAAGAUGCAUUGAAGA